Molecule: messenger RNA, 336 nt
Organism: Blastomyces dermatitidis ER-3
Lineage: Eukaryota; Fungi; Ascomycota; Eurotiomycetes; Onygenales; Ajellomycetaceae
Exons: 4
Coding region: 1-336 (111 amino acids)
Source: RefSeq, a predicted model, not a curated record
AUGAAGUUUGCAUCAGAUUCAGUUGGAAUGAUUGCUAGCGUCUUGAGUUGGAAACGAGCCUCAACCUCUCGAGUUCAGCCAAACACUGAACAAAGUGCCAUUUGUCGGGAAUCCCACUCCAGCAACGGCGCUACUGAUUGCGAUAAAGGGCUUUAUCUUGACGCAGCUCUAUCAUGCGAGCCGAUACUCAUACAUGUCGGCUUUCCUGUCCCUGAACGUGACUCAAAAUUUCACAGCAAUACUCUGGCCCUCACUACCAUAUACUCCACUCCCGCUCACUCUGCUGGCACUCAGUUAGCACUCCAAUGGAACUUUGCAACUUCAGACGAUCGCUGA